AUGCCUGUUGGUGUUCCAAAAGUACCCUUUCGACUUCCCGGAGAAGAAGAUGCAUCGUGGGUUGACCUAUACAACCGACUUUAUCGACAAAGAUUACUUUUUUUAGGCCAAGAUGUUAAUAAUGAGAUCUCGAAUCAAAUUAUGGGUCUUAUGGUAUAUCUCAGUAUAGAGGAUGGUACCAAAGAUCAGUAUUUAUUUAUAAACUCUCCCGGGGGAUCGGUAAUACCCGGAGUAGGUCUUUUUGAUACUAUGCAAUUUGUGUCACCAGAUGUCCAUACAAUAUGUAUGGGAUUAGCCGCUUCAAUGGGAUCUUUUAUUCUAGUCGGAGGAGAAAUUACCAAACGUCUAGCAUUCCCUCACGCUAGGGUAAUGAUCCAUCAACCUGCUAGUUCUUUUUCUAAGGGAAAAACGGGAGAAUUUGUCCUGGAAUCGACCGAACUACUGAACCUGCGCGAAACCAUCACAAAGGUUUAUGUCCAAAGAACAGGCAAACCCUUAUGGGUUAUACCCGAAGAUAUGGAAAGAGAUGUUUUUAUGUCAGCACCAGAAGCCCAAGCUCAUGGAAUUGUUGAUCUUGUAGCGGUUUAA
Molecule: messenger RNA, 588 nt
Organism: Cucumis sativus (cucumber)
Lineage: Eukaryota; Viridiplantae; Streptophyta; Magnoliopsida; Cucurbitales; Cucurbitaceae
Source: the annotation of a RefSeq genome assembly